CUGAUGAACAACUCUGAAUGAUAUUGGUAUCAUAUAUCAGACCGCUUGAUUCACUCUUCAUUAUGCAUCACCCAGCUUCUCUUCUCAAAUCUAUCCAUGAAGACUCCUGGCCCUUUCCAAGAGUACAAAAUGGACGCCGAACAAAUUGAGAGUAUUCAAUCACAUCUGCUUGUAGGAAUGUUUUGCAGCGCCGUACUCUCCACUUUGCAACCGGACAUGAAGUUCUCCUCUGUCCAAUUCUACGACGACUUGUACAAGUUGCUUGCGAUCUGGAAUUGCUUUGGGACAGCAUAUUUGGUGAUCCGCUUAGUAGCUUACUUCCGAGGGCGACGGGAAGCCUGGUGGUAUGUUCCCAAAGUAAUAGUGGAGACUAUUCUUUGGAUACUGCCAGUCUUCUUCGUCGGAUUUGAAGGCGGUUUGCUGGCCAAGAAACACAUUCUGGGCACUGCAGGAGUGUUGAGUGUUGGAGGUAUUGGAGGAGGAAAAUAGGUAUGGCAGCCUUGAGGACAGCGUUUAGCUGCUCAAGUGUCCCAUCAUUUGCCUGGACAUUCCAACCUCUGCCUCAACCUCAACUUAUAUACCACUCGCCUACCCCUCCCUCUUCUACUUUUAUGG
Mollisia scopiformis is the source of this 615-nucleotide messenger RNA. RefSeq lists its product as uncharacterized. NCBI's taxonomy places the organism in Eukaryota, Fungi, Ascomycota, Leotiomycetes, Helotiales, Mollisiaceae. The coding region runs from base 97 to 489 and encodes 130 amino acids. The transcript has 2 exons. The record is from RefSeq and is a predicted model, not a curated record.